This is a messenger RNA of Brassica oleracea var. oleracea, 879 nucleotides long. RefSeq names its product U-box domain-containing protein 37. The record is from RefSeq and is a predicted model, not a curated record. Lineage: Eukaryota; Viridiplantae; Streptophyta; Magnoliopsida; Brassicales; Brassicaceae.
AAGUAAGAAGGUUUGAAUGGGGUAGAAAGGGGGACAAAACAAAAAGAGCCAAAAAAAGUCAACGAGAAGAAGAUGCAACGGAGGAUCAAUGAGAUAGAAGAAGAAGAAGAAGAAGAAGAAGAAGAAGAAGAAGGAUAUGGAAGGACAAGCCUGGAGACUGUGCGAGAGUCAUUUGAAGGAAGCAGUGGAACAGUGUCUUUGAGCGGAGAAGACAACGUAUAUGUUGGAGUUGGUAAAGGAGACUCAAGCAUGGGAGCAUUGCGUUGGGCUCUUGACAAUCUCAUCCCUUCUUCUUCUACUCUUCUUUUCCUCAUCCAUGUCUUCCCUGAGACUCACUUCAUCCCUUACCCUUUGGGGAGGCUGGCGAAGGAGCAAGCUAGUCAGGAACAACUUGAUGCUUUUAUGUCUCAGGAAAGAGAGAAGAGGAGAACUCUGUUGAACAAGUUUAUUCAAACCUGCUCUGCUUCUAAGGUGAAGGUAGAGACAAUACUGGUAGAGAGUGACUCGGUGGCAAAGGCUAUACAAGACCUCACUACCAUUCUUAACAUUAAGAAGCUUGUUCUUGGGAUCGACAAGUCUAAUGCAAGGAAAGCAAAGUCACUAAAAGGAAACAGUGUUGCGGAACAGAUAAUGAGAAGCUCCGCAGCAGAAACAUGUGAGGUCAAAGUCAUAUGCCAAGGAAAAGAGAUAGAGAUAGAAAAGCCGGCAACGGAUAGAAGCCCCUCCAAGCCCUCAAUACAGCUGCAGCCGAAGAAAGAUCAAUCCAGUGACUCUUUUGCUUGGUUUUGCUUAAGUAAGCCCAAAACAAUCAGUUAAUGGAAUGAGAAACCAAGAUGCAGAUGUAAUACAUUUAUUUGUUAUGUUCUGUGUUUGGGUAGA